Molecule: messenger RNA, 1049 nt
Organism: Dothidotthia symphoricarpi CBS 119687
Lineage: Eukaryota; Fungi; Ascomycota; Dothideomycetes; Pleosporales; Dothidotthiaceae
Exons: 3
Coding region: 22-828 (268 amino acids)
Cellular component (GO): endoplasmic reticulum; endoplasmic reticulum membrane
Source: RefSeq, a predicted model, not a curated record
GUCUCCUGUGUAGCAUUCAAUAUGGUCGCCUGGAAGCUCUCGUCCCUGCUGCUGCUCUCUCUGCGCGCCCUCAAUGCCUUUGCGGUUGAGGUGAAGGAAGUGAACGAGGAGCCGCAAACACCCAACCUCAAGGUCGCCGUAUCGGUUUCGUUCCCCCAGUCCGAAAUCUUUGGUAUCAAGCUCGUCAAUGGCCAUGCCACCGAAGCCCGCCUCUCCAUCAAGAAUGAGGAGCCCUUGCCCAUCAAGGUCUCCGUUGUGGGUGGCUCGCUCGUGCAGGUCGUCAAGGACCAGUCCCAGAUUCUGCGCAACCUCACUGGCCAGAAGUACUCGCUGGAGAUCCCUGCCGGCACUGAGGAGACGGUUCCCUACAGCUUCAAGACCGACAUGCACCCCCAGGACCUCCGCCUGCAGCUUGUUGCAGUGCUGAAGGACUCCAAGGGUGCUUCGUACACGGUUCCUGUCUACAACGAGACUGUUAGCAUUGUUGAGGCGCCCACCAGCGUUUUCGACCCGCAGAUCAUCUUCCUGUACCUCGUCCUCCUUGGCGUUUUCGGUGGAACCGCCUACUUCGUCUACAACACCUGGAUCACCACCUUUUUCCCCCAGAAGAAGGGUCGCGGCAAGGGUGGUGAGCGCGCCAAGAGGUCCUCCGGUGGCACCAAGGCGGUUGAUCCCGCCGACCAGAUCGCCGUUGUUGGUGCUGAUGGCCCUGCUGUCACAUCUGGUGCGAAGGCGUACGAUGAGAGCUGGAUCCCCGCUUCUCACUUGCAGCGCCCCGAGGCCAAGCGUGUCCGCAGCGGUGUUUCCAAGACCCGAGCGAAGGCUUAAAUGUUCUCCUCGCAGUUGGGGGGACGGUUAUUUAAUGGACGUUGGUUGGAUAAUCUUGUGAUCGCGACGUGUAGGAUAUCAGCCGGUUGUCGUCUUAUUCUGGUCUCGGUACCUAUGUGGAUCGAGACGAUGGCAUCAUGACUCAAAAGUUGGUUAGUGUUGUAUAUUGAAAGGGAUAGAAGAUAAUCGUUAAAAUUAUUAUCUGCAUUUUUAUCUAACGC